This is a messenger RNA of Chrysoperla carnea, 1313 nucleotides long. RefSeq names its product inositol polyphosphate-5-phosphatase A (gene 5PtaseI). Lineage: Eukaryota; Metazoa; Arthropoda; Insecta; Neuroptera; Chrysopidae. Gene Ontology annotation, molecular function: inositol-polyphosphate 5-phosphatase activity. The record is from RefSeq and is a predicted model, not a curated record. The transcript has 7 exons. The annotation marks the transcript as partial. Gene Ontology annotation, biological process: phosphatidylinositol dephosphorylation.
UUAUUGUAAAUAAUUAUAUUUUAAUUAUAAAAUAUAAAUAUAAAUAAUUAAUAAAAAUGGGUGAUGAAGACCAAGGAAUAUCAUGUUUAUUUAUAACAGCAAACGUUGGAUCUAUAUUUGAAGAUCCAGAAAAUAUGUUAGAAAUAUGGAUAAAUGAAUUUAUAAAAGUAGUAAAAAAACUAAAUCCAAAAAUGAUAGCUUUACAUUGCCAAGAAGUUGGUGGUAAAAAUUAUGAGAAUUCAAUGAAACAUGUUGAACAUUUUAUUAAAUUGCUAUUAGCUACUGAUGUAAUUCAUACAAAUUAUGAUAAAAUACGAAUUUAUUUGGACGAAGAUUACAGUGCAAAAGAUCAUUUUACGGCACUGGGUAAUUUUUAUUUGAUUCAUGAAUCAGUCAAUAACAUCAAAUAUUACGAUUUUAAAGAAAGUGCUUACAUAAAUGUUGAUCAAGGUCAACAAAUCUAUUCCGGUAAUAUUGAAUCAAUACCAACCAAAAAUAAAGCCAAAUUUCCACAGCAUUUCUUUCCAGAGUUUAAAUGGUCGCGUAAAGGUUACAUGAGAACACGUUGGUUAAUAAAUAAUACAAUAAAUAUUGAUUUAAUAAAUGUCCAUUUAUUCCAUGAUGCAUCGAAUUUUGUUGCAAUGGAAGAAUAUCCGUCAGUUUAUUGUAUGAAUAGACGACGUGCAUUAUUACAUAUCUUAGAACAAAUCAAUAAUGAUCAUCAUCCUAAUAUACCAUUCUUUAUAUUUGGUGAUUUUAAUUUUAGAACUGACACGAAUUCUGUUGUCAAAAAAUUGACUGAUGGUUUAAUAACAAAUCGAAUACAAAAUGCAAAUGAUAAUAAUAAAACCAAAUUACAAUAUUUUAAUACAGAUCAACAAUUAAUUUUAACUGUUGGUAAAAAAGAAUUUACACAUUUACAACAUCAGAAUGUAUUUUUAAAUCAACAACAACAACAUAAUGAUCAAAACAAUGAUGAUCCGAAUCAAUUGAAUCAACAAAUAUCAUGGUUGAAAUCAAUGGAUAAAGAAUUCGAUGCAUUUGAUACAACAUUAUAUGAAUAUCCAGUAACAUUUCCACCAAGCUAUCCGUUUGUUGAACAAGUCGUCGAUGAUAAAGAUACUGUAUCAUCCUACAUGCAUACAAGAUGCCCGUCAUGGUGUGAUCGUAUUCUAAUAUCAAAUACAGCUAAAUCAAUAAUCAAUGAGAAAACCAAUGUUGAAUAUAAUAUGAUUGGUUUAAAUACAUGUAUGGGUGAUCAUAAGCCAAUAUAUUUAAAUAUAGAAUUGAUAUCAACAAAUAAUAACAAUAAC